This is a messenger RNA of Bipolaris maydis ATCC 48331, 1107 nucleotides long. RefSeq names its product glycoside hydrolase. Gene Ontology annotation, molecular function: mannan endo-1,4-beta-mannosidase activity. NCBI's taxonomy places the organism in Eukaryota, Fungi, Ascomycota, Dothideomycetes, Pleosporales, Pleosporaceae. The record is from RefSeq and is a predicted model, not a curated record.
AUGGGCGUCCUACUCUUAGAAGCGCAGUCACUCAACAAUAGCGCUAUUAGCUCGAGCUGGUCUGGAGUCAAUUCAUACUUCCUCCAAGCAUAUCAGAAAGAUGAUCGAUUGGCUGUGCUCGACGCGGUCAAGAAUGCAAAUCUGAAGACGCUUCGUAUCUUUAUCUCGUACACAGCUCAGAACAACAAGGACACUGGGUCAGUAGAGAUGCCCGACAUUGAGCCACGGAAGGUCGGCACAUACGAUGAUACCCAGCUGCGCGCCAUUGAUCUACUCAUGGUCGAAGCACACGACCGAGGCAUCAAAUUGGUAAUUGCUCUGCACGACCGCUAUCAGUUAGGUUGCUGGGGAAACGAUACAUACGUAUCAAAAUACAAACUUCCUGCUGUCGACUGUGCAAAAACACCUGCUUCUCAGAACGAUGUGACAUUCUUCUAUCAGGACGCAUCGCCAAUCUUCGAUUUCGACAACCGCAUGGCACACAUCCUCCAACACAAGAAUCAAUUGAUCUCGGGUGCACCACAGUGGAAGGACCUUUCAGAUCAUACAUUUUCGUUUAACAUUCAGAACGAAGGACAAGGACAUUUGGGCAAUAAUAUCGCACCUGCACCAGGGUGGUGGUGUGACCGAAGCAAGAAGAUACGAAACAUCAUGGGUGACAGUAAAAUCCUCAUCUCAACUGGCAAUAUAGUCAUUUUAACCAUCGUGUUUACAGGCGGCGGCAAUGAGUUUCCCAACUCUGAUUUACCUGAAAAUUGGGCCUGCGACACGCUCGAUCUCAUUAAUAUCCACUCUUACAGUGGAGUGUCUGAAUUUCGCAACAAAGGGCCCGUAGCGUUACACCACGCUCAAGCCGCUAAUAAACUCGUAAUUUUCGAGGAAUUUGGCGCUACCGGUCCCAAUAAAUCUACUGUCGUCGGCCAGCACAUCGACGUUUUCAAUGAACUUAAGGUGCCAUGGAUGGUUUGGCAGAUCAACAAGCCGGGAAAAGGUGCAUCCGACUUUGAGUUUUGGACAAACGAAGACACGUACGCGGUAGUCAAACAAGGGGCGGCCAAGGCGUUGGGCAUUAUUGCUGCUCAGCCGUUUCCUACACUCAACAUUUGA